GAAGGCAGGGAGGGGGUCGGUGCCUCCCGCUGCCCCAUGGCCCUCGCUGAGGGGGCGGCCGUGCCCUACGCCGUGGAGCUGGGGCUCACCGUGCUCCACACGGCGCUCUACGCCGCGCUCUUCCUCUUCGCCUACCUGCAGCUCUGGCUGCUGCUCUACUACCGCGAGCGGCGGCUGAGUUACCACACGCUCUGCCUCUUCCUCUGCCUGCUCUGGGCAGCCCUCAGGACCACCCUGUUCUCCUUCUACCUGCAGAAUUCCCUGCAGGCCCUCCGCCUCCAGCAGCCCUUCGCCCACUGGCUCCUGUAUUGCCUGCCCGGCUGCCUCCUCUUCUCCAGCCUCUGCCUCCUCAACCUCUAUUUCGCCGAGGUCAUAUUCAAAGUGAAAUGUGCAGCUGAAUUCAACAAGUACAAGGUCCUGUUGUACCUGGGCUCCAUCCUCACCAGCCUCCUGUUCCUCGUUGUGAAUUUAACCUGUGCAAUGCUGAUCCACGGCGAGGUCCCGGAGAAGGAGCUGAGGUGGACGGUCCUGGCCCGGGCUCUGGUCAACGACAGCCUCUUCAUCCUCUGUGCCAUCUCCCUGGCCUGCUGCAUGUGCAAACUGGGAAAGAUGUCUUCAGCCAACGUCUACCUCGAGUCCAAGGGAACAUCUGUCUGCCAGGCUAUUCUGGUGGGAUCUGUAGUGGCCCUCCUGUAUUCCUCAAGGGCUUGCUAUAACCUGGUAGCUGUGGCCAUAUCUCCAGACAAUGUUCCUGGUCCUUUUAACUAUGGCUGGGACAACCUUUCAGACAAGGUGCACGUGGAGGUGAGCAGCGAGGAGUACGUGGUGUUUGGAGUGGUCCUGUUCCUCUGGGAGCUGGUGCCAACCACUUUCGUGGUGCUGUUCUUCCGCGCUCAGAGACUGAGCCAGAACCUGACUCCAGCAGGGAUGGUCAACAGCCACAGCUACAGCUCCAGGGCCUAUUUCUUUGACAAUCCCAGACGCUACGACAGCGACGAUGACUUGUCACGGCUCGGGGCCAGGGAAGGAGGCUUGGCCACCCCUCAGUGCUCGGGCUGCUACGGUUCCCUGGCUGGCACCGACAGCGGGAGCGCCGCGGACAGCGCGCCCUUGCUCUGCGCCGCUGGCGGCUCGGAGAUCAACCACCACAGCUCCCACCCUGCCCCACAGAACUGAGGAGGCUCCCUCUCUUCCCAGAGUGGCGCUCAUGUAUAGGAUUGCAACCUGGUUUUCCUCUUUUCCUCCUCUCCCCCCGAAGCAUCUAACUCAUGACACAAACAUUCCACUACCUGCCGCAGCUGCGCGCGGGACUCAGCCCGGGGCUGCAGGCAGUUAAGUCAGAGAACUGUGACUUUAAGGUACCAUGUAGCAAAGUGAAGCUGAACUCUCUGGAAGCUUUUUUUUUUUUUUUUUCCUUGGUCUGGUCUUCAAGAUGUUGGCAGCUAAAUGCACCAGAGCUUCCUCACUAGAAAAGAAACAUCAAAUGCAUAUUUGCACUUUUAUCUGCACACUUGGAAGGAACGAAUCUCACUCGGGCUGUGCUUGGCCUGAGACUGUUCUAGUUACUGUUUUAAUUGCACAUCCAGAGCUGGGAGAGGCACUGUCUUCUGCAAAGACGUGUUCCCUGAAGGACUCUGCAUCCUGCCUCCCUGGGAGCGGGGAGCUCUGUCCGGGCAGGGCCCCUGGCGCUGGAUGCUCGAGUUUACUGUGCCAUAUUCCCACCUGGCAGGGCUGGGUGAGGCCUCGGGGCUCGGGGGGUCUUGUCCUGCCUGCUGUUCCCACCUGGCUGCUGGCCUGUCCUACCUGGGCCUGUGGCUCAGAGCUGAGUGAGGUCAGUGUUGCUGCUGGCCUCGUGAUGACCCCGCUGGCCCAUGGCAGAGGGACAGGGCUGGCCUUUCCCUGCAGGGAGAGGCUGGAGCUGGCUCAGCAGAAGUGUGUGUGCAGGAACGUGUGUGAAUCCAGGGCUGCUGCACCCCCUGGGUGCUGGGAGCAGCCCUGCUCCCCCUCCUCCUUGCCCACAGUGGGGCUCCCCUCGUCCCCCUCAGUAUUAAAUUGCAUUUAGCAGAUAA
Molecule: messenger RNA, 2069 nt
Organism: Vidua chalybeata
Lineage: Eukaryota; Metazoa; Chordata; Aves; Passeriformes; Viduidae
Gene: GPR137C
Product: G protein-coupled receptor 137C
Exons: 7
Coding region: 37-1176 (379 amino acids)
Biological process (GO): positive regulation of TORC1 signaling
Cellular component (GO): lysosomal membrane
Source: RefSeq, a predicted model, not a curated record